Solanum verrucosum is the source of this 4310-nucleotide messenger RNA. RefSeq names its product ABC transporter G family member 31-like. Gene Ontology annotation, cellular component: membrane. The record is from RefSeq and is a predicted model, not a curated record. Gene Ontology annotation, molecular function: ATP hydrolysis activity; ATP binding; ABC-type transporter activity. NCBI's taxonomy places the organism in Eukaryota, Viridiplantae, Streptophyta, Magnoliopsida, Solanales, Solanaceae. The transcript is spliced from 24 exons. The coding region runs from base 8 to 4285 and encodes 1425 amino acids.
GUUUGAAAUGGCGGCAUCGAACGGGAGUGAGUUUUUUGAUUUAGAUGUGGAGGCACAAAAUGAGAGUUUUGGUCGCCGGUCGAAUGCGGAGUCGGUGGAGGAAGACGAGCAUGAGUUGAUGUGGGCAGCGUUAGAGAAAUUGCCGACGCGGAAGAGAACGAAUUUCGCUUUGGUGAAGCGGAAUGAGGAGGAAUCUAGCGCAGGGAGGAGUCAUGACACCGUCGAUGUGAGAAAUCUUGAUCGGAACACUCGACAGCUUGUCGUCGAUAGAGCAAUGGCGACUACUGAACAGGAUAAUUAUAAGUUGCUUGCCGGCGUAAAAGAGCGCCUCGAUAGUGUGGGAUUGGAGGUUCCGAAAGUUGAAGUUCGAUAUGAGGAUAUAACACUCACAGCAAAUGUGACUGUUGGCUCCAGAGCUUUGCCUACUUUGGUGAAUUCAGUCCGUGAUGUCAUCGAGAGUAUAUUGACUGGACUGAGGAUAUUCCGUCCUAAGAGAAACUCUCUUACCAUUUUGAACAACGUGAGUGGUGUUAUAAAACCUGGGAGGAUGACACUGCUCCUUGGACCUCCUGGUUCUGGUAAAACUUCAUUGCUUUUAGCUCUUUCAGGGAAGCUUGAUAAUAGCUUAAAGAAAAGAGGGAUUAUCACGUAUAAUGGACAUAAGCUGGAUGAAUUUUGUGUGCAAAGAACUUCAGCUUACAUAAGUCAGACAGAUAAUCAUAUUGCUGAGUUAACUGUAAGAGAAACUGUAGAUUUUGCUGCUAGAUGCCAAGGUGCAAGUCAAGGAUUUGGAGAAUAUAUGAAAGACCUUGAUCGUUUAGAGAAGGAAAGAAGUAUACGUCCAAACUCUGAAAUAGACGCAUAUAUGAAGGCAUCUUCUGUUGGUGGUAAGAAGCACAGCGUGUCUACAGAUUACGUCUUGAAAGUUCUUGGUUUAGAUGUAUGUUCAGAUACAAUUGUUGGCAAUGACAUGAUAAGAGGAGUUUCAGGUGGACAAAGGAAGCGAGUUACGACAGGAGAAAUGAUUGUCGGACCCAGGAAAACACUUUUCAUGGAUGAAAUAUCUACUGGACUUGAUAGCUCCACGACGUACCAAAUUGUCAAGUGCUUAAGAAAUUUUGUUCAUUUAAUGGACGCAACGUUGAUGAUUGCUCUUCUUCAACCUGCACCUGAGACUUUUGAAUUGUUUGAUGAUCUGGUAUUACUCUCUGAAGGUUAUGUCGUGUACCAUGGUCCCCAAGCAGAUGUUAUUGAAUUCUUUGAAUCAUUAGGAUUUCGAUUGCCACCCCGUAAGGGCGUUGCAGAUUUCCUUCAAGAGGUUACCUCAAGAAAGGAUCAGGCACAAUACUGGGCUGAUAAUUCCAGACCAUAUGAAUUCAUUCCUGUUCAUGCAAUUGCCGAAGCGUUUAGGAACUCCAGAUAUGGUCAGGAUAUAAAGUCCUUCCUUUCUACUCCAUAUGAUAGAUCCAAAGGUCAUCCCUCAGCUCUAUCUACAACAAAGUUUGCUAUUCCCAGAUGGGAUCUCUUUAAAGCUUGUUUCGAGAGAGAGUGGCUUCUAAUGACUAGGCAUAGUUUUCUUUAUAUCUUCAGAACGUUUCAGGUUGCUUUUGUUGGAUUUGUAACAUGCACAAUGUUUCUAAAAACACGGAUACAUCCCACGGAUUUGACGAACGGCAACUUGUAUCUUUCUUGUUUGUUUUUCGCCUUGAUUCAUAUGAUGUUCAACGGAUUUUCAGAACUGCCUCUCUUAAUAUUUCGCCUCCCAGUCUUCUAUAAGCAAAGAGAUAAUAUGUUUUAUCCUGCAUGGUCAUGGUCCUUGUGUAGUUGGAUCCUGCGUUUACCUUACUCUGUAAUUGAAGCUGUCGUAUGGUCUUUUGUUGUGUACUGGAGUGUAGGUUUCGCACCUGGUGCUGGGAGGUUUUUCCGCUACAUGUUUACACUCUUUGUAGUACACCAGAUGGGAAUGGGUCUCUUUCGAUCAAUAGCUUCUAUUGCACGAGUUUUGGUUGUCUCAAAUACAUUUGCAUCAGCUGCACUGCUGAUCACAUUUUUAUCGGGCGGUUUUAUCGUGCCAAAAGGAAUGAUCAAGCCAUGGUGGGAAUGGGCCUUUUGGAUUUCACCAUUGACAUAUGGACAACGAGCUAUUUCAGUUAAUGAAUUUACUGCCACACGAUGGACGGAGAAGAUAACCAUUGGAAACAUAACUCUUGGGAAUGCCGUUCUGCGAUCGCACAGCCUGCCAACAACCAAUAGCUGGUAUUGGCUGGGAGUAGGUGUUUUAUUGCUCUACAUUGUGUUUUUCAACGCUAUUCUGACUCUAGCCUUGGCUAUUCUCAACCCAAUAAGAAAAUCCGGGGCAGUUGUCUCACCAGAAGCAGUGGGUACAGAUGGAGUUAGUAAGACUUCUGAGUCAAAUGGGGACCCUGACCCGGGGAUGACUAAAAAAAAGGGGAUGAUACUGCCAUUCCAACCACUGGCAAUGACUUUCCAUAAUGUCAAAUACUUUGUUGACAUGCCAAAGGAAAUGAGUUCAGAAGGAAUACCUGAAAAGAAGCUGCAACUACUGUCGAGUGUUAGUGGAGUAUUCUCUCCUGGUGUUCUUACCGCAUUGGUUGGUUCGAGCGGAGCAGGAAAAACCACAUUGAUGGAUUGCCUAGCUGGAAGGAAAACUUCUGGAUAUAUAGAGGGUGACAUUAAGAUAUCAGGAUACCUGAAACAACAAGAGACUUUUGCUAGAGUUUCAGGAUAUGUUGAACAAAAUGAUAUACAUUCUCCUCAAGUCACAGUUUUUGAAUCCCUAUGGUUUUCUUCUUAUCUGCGUCUUCCCAAAGAAGUGAAUAAGGAACAAAGAGAGGAGUUUGUUAAGGAGGUAAUGGAUUUGGUGGAACUUGACUCUCUAAAGAAUGCUUUGGUAGGCUUGCCUGGAAGUUCUGGCUUAUCAACAGAACAAAGAAAGCGCUUGACAAUUGCAGUAGAACUUGUGGCAAAUCCUUCGAUAAUUUUCAUGGAUGAGCCUACAUCUGGGCUUGAUGCACGAGCAGCAGCCAUUGUAAUGCGAACUGUUCGCAAUACUGUAGACACUGGCAGAACUGUUGUUUGCACAAUCCAUCAGCCAAGUAUCGAAAUUUUUGAAGCAUUUGAUGAGCUUCUUCUUAUGAAACGUGGAGGACAAGUGAUAUAUGGGGGGAAGCUUGGGGAGAAGUCACAAACUAUGGUUGACUACUUUCAGAGUAUUCCUGGGAUACCCCCAAUUCCUAGUGGUUACAAUCCUGCAACCUGGAUGCUUGAGAUAAGUACGCCAGCUGCUGAAGAAAGGAUGGGACAAGAUUUUGCAGUAAUAUACAGAAAUUCUGAGCAGUUCAGGGGAGUGGAGGCCUUAAUUAAGCAACUGAGCGUCCCGCCUGAGAACUCAGAACCUCUAAAGUUCACCAGCACAUACAGUCAAGGUGCAUUUUCUCAGUUUAGGAUCUGUCUCUGGAAGCAAAAUCUUGUGUAUUGGAGAAGUCCGACUUAUAAUGCUGUUAGGUUGUUCUUUACAACGUUGAGUGCUCUGAUUCUCGGUUCUAUAUUUUGGGAUGUCGGUUCAAAAAGGGACUCCACUCAAAAUUUGUUCGUUGUUAUGGGUGCACUUUAUUCUUCAUGCUUGUUCCUGGGGGUCAAUAAUGCUUCUUCUGUACAGCCAAUAGUUGCCAUUGAGAGAACAGUUUUCUACAGGGAGAAGGCUGCUGGAAUGUACUCUCCUCUACCAUAUGCAGCAGCUCAGGGGUUAGUCGAAAUUCCAUACAUCUUCAUGCAGACAUUACUAUUUGGAAUCAUUUCAUAUUUGAUGAUCAACUUUGAAAGGACAGCUGAAAAAUUUCUCCUAUAUCUAGUGUUCAUGUUUCUGACAUUCAGCUAUUUCACCUUUUACGGUAUGAUGGCUGUUGGUCUUACGCCAACUCCACAUUUGGCUGCUGUCAUUUCAUCUGCAUUUUAUUCGCUGUGGAACCUCAUGUCUGGCUUUCUUGUUCCAAAACCUAGUAUCCCUGGAUGGUGGAUAUGGUUCUACUACAUCAGCCCAGUGGCAUGGACGUUGCGGGGCAUUAUUAGCUCUCAACUUGGCGAUGUAGAAGAAAUAAUGACAGGACCUGGAUUUCAAGGCACUGUGAAAGAGUACCUGGAGGUCAGUCUAGGUUUUGGACCUGGAUGGAUUGGGUGGUCAGCUCUGAUACUUGUUGGAUUUUGCUUGCUCUUCUUCACUGUCUUUGCAUUAUCAGUCAAAGUUCUCAACUUCCAAAAAAGAUGAUGAGAUUGUUAUUGCUUUUUUGGCA